Molecule: messenger RNA, 1536 nt
Organism: Equus quagga
Lineage: Eukaryota; Metazoa; Chordata; Mammalia; Perissodactyla; Equidae
Product: UDP-GlcNAc:betaGal beta-1,3-N-acetylglucosaminyltransferase 8
Exons: 2
Coding region: 144-1337 (397 amino acids)
Cellular component (GO): membrane
Molecular function (GO): protein N-acetylglucosaminyltransferase activity
Source: RefSeq, a predicted model, not a curated record
UGGAGAACAACGACACCACCACCGCACGGACUAGGACAGAAGGGAGGGCACCAAGGAAGGGCUGGACCAGAGGCCCUGGGGUGUCGGAGCUGGCGGGAGCCGGACCCAGAGCUCCUGCAACCGCCCCUUCCCUGGGCCAGGUCAUGCGCUGCCCCAAAUGCCUUCUCUGCCUGUCAGCACUGCUCACACUCUUGGGCCUCAAAGUGUACAUCGAGUGGACAUCCGAGUCACAGCUUAGCAAGGCCUACCCAGGACCCCGGGACACCCCGCAGGGCCCCACUCCAGCCAGCCCCGAGCCUACCCUGCCAGCUAAUCUCUCAGCCCGUCUGGGUCAGACUGGCCCACUGCCCUCGGCUUACUGGAACCAGCAGCAGUGGCGGUUGGGGGCCCUGCCCAGUGGGGACAGUGCUGAGGCUGGGGACUGCCGGGCUUGGGGGGCUGCUGCUGCUGCCGAGAUCCCCGACUUCACCUCCUACCCUGAGGACCUCCGCCGCUUCUUGCUCUCAGCAGCCUGCCGGAGCUUCCCACAGUGGCUGCCUGGAGGUGGCAGUGGCCAAGUGGCCAGCUGCACAGAUACAGAUGUCCCCUACCUGCUGUUGGCUGUCAAGUCGGAACCAGGGCGUUUUGCAGAAAGGCAGGCUGUGAGGGAGACGUGGGGUGGUCCAGCUCCCGGGAUCCGGCUACUCUUCCUGCUGGGGUCUCCAGUGGGUGACGGGGGGCCUGACCUAGGCUCCUUGGUGGCCUGGGAGAGCCACCGCUACAGCGAUCUGCUGCUCUGGGACUUCCUGGAUGUCCCCUUCAACCAGACGCUCAAGGACCUGCUACUGCUGGCCUGGCUGGACCACCACUGCCCUGGCGUGAGCUUUGUCCUACAAGCUCAGGAUGAUGCCUUCGUGCACACUCCUGCCCUGCUGGACCACCUGCGGGCCCUGCCACCCACUUGGGCCCGAGGCCUCUACCUGGGUGAGGUCUUUACCCAGGCUAAGCCCCUCCGGAAGCCUGGAGGACCCUUCUACGUGCCUGGGUCCUUCUUCGAAGGUGGCUACCCAGCCUACGCAAGUGGGGGUGGCUACGUCAUCGCUGGGCGCCUGGCACCCUGGCUGCUGCAGGCGGCGGCCCGUGUGGCACCCUUCCCCUUCGACGAUGUCUACACCGGCCUGUGUUUCCAGGCCCUGGGCCUGGUGCCCAGGGCCCACAAAGGCUUCCUCACAGCCUGGCCAGCAGACCGCACUGCUGACCCCUGCACUCUCCGAGACCUGCUGUUGGUGCGGCCCCUCAGCCCCCAGGACAGCAUCCGGCUCUGGAAACACCUGCGGGACCCUCAACUCCAGUGCUGAGCCUCGUGGCCUGGGGCGUCCUCGGUGCCUGCUGCUUCCUCAACCUCUCCUUCUAGGCUUUGGUAUGAGGGAGGAGGUCCUGGAAUCAUGCUGCUUGAGUUCCUCCUGGGCACCCUCAGGCCAGGGGACUGGGCAGCAAGAGGUGGCAGACUGUUUUUGUCUACUUGUAUUUUUGAAAAAUAUGCACUCCCCACUCUGA